ACAAGAAAAAGGCAGAACCAUAACUAUAAAAACAUUAGCAUAUCCAACAUAGAUACCAUUCUUAUCUAUCAACAUCUUCAUCUUCAUCAUCUGAUUAGCUUGUUUCAAAGAUGAGCAAAUUAGAGCUGGUGUUUGUGCCUGCCCCAGCCGUCAGUCACCUUGUUUCGACAUGCAAGUUUGCAGAAAAGUUGCUUGACAGAGAUGAAAGGUUAUGUAUAACAAUUCUGAUCAUAAGGCCACCCCCACCAUGGGAUGUCGGCAUAGAUGCCUACAUCAAACGAAGCUCCUCUGCUCCGAAGGGUUUUCUUUGUUUCCUGUUUUAUCUGUCUAUUUGGCAUGACCAAGUUGGGAGGGAAUUUGACCGAUCCGAUGCUGAUUUAAAGAUAGCAGCCUAUGCUCAUCCAGUACCCUCAAAAGCAUUGCCUACGUUUGCAUUCAGCAAGGAGGGUUACGACUCAUUUCGCGAACAUGGUGUCAGGUUCAAAGAAACCACAGGAAUUCUCAUCAACACAGUUGCAGAAUUCGAAAGUCAUGUUGUAAAUAGCUUAGCAUCUGAUCCUGAAUUACCUCCAGUUUACACGGUAGGCUUUCUUAAUGACCUUGAGGGACAAAAAGGUAAGGGAAAUUCCAAGACUGAAGAUGAAGAAAUCAUGAAAUGGCUAGACCAGCAGCCACCUUCAUCUGUUCUUUUUCUGUGCUUUGGAAGCGCGGGUAUUUUUGAGCCACCACAGCUAAUCGACAUGGCAAUUGCACUUGAACGAAGUGGGGUUAGGUUCUUGUGGUCAAUAUAUAACGCAAUUAUAACACAAUGUUCAAUAACAACACAAUGA
Messenger RNA from Lycium barbarum (goji berry), 830 nucleotides. Its product is annotated as putative UDP-glucose flavonoid 3-O-glucosyltransferase 3. The transcript has 2 exons. The record is from RefSeq and is a predicted model, not a curated record. Bases 111 to 830 code for a protein of 239 amino acids. Lineage: Eukaryota; Viridiplantae; Streptophyta; Magnoliopsida; Solanales; Solanaceae.